AUGUCCGUCUCCGCCGGACACUGCGCCGCCGCGCCCGGCGAAUCAUGUUGCUCCAUGUCACCCCGCCGCCGUCUCCACCGCGCCAGGCCCGCCAGGCCCGGAUCGGGCCCGCGGGGCCCAUCCCGCCGCCGGCGCGACCCUCGGGCGCCGCCCCGCGCGCCUCCUCCCUCCGUCGCCGCGCCGCCGCCGCCUCCAGCGUCGCCUCGCCGCGCCGGCGUCCGCUCGUCGGCGAGCUCGCCCGCCGCCGCCGCCGCAUCGACCAGUCUCCCGCCGCGGUCGCCGCUCCCGCGCGCCGGCGCCUCCAUCCGGUGGCCGCACGACCCCGCCGCCGAUGAGCUCCGCCCCGUCCUCCCUCGCCGGACCCCCCGCCGUCCAGGCUCUCCGGCGCCGCGCCCCUUCCAACUCCGGCAACCUCGGGCGCCAGAUCCCGAUCCAAAUCCCGGAGGUUGA
Messenger RNA from Aegilops tauschii subsp. strangulata, 450 nucleotides. NCBI's taxonomy places the organism in Eukaryota, Viridiplantae, Streptophyta, Magnoliopsida, Poales, Poaceae. The record is from RefSeq and is a predicted model, not a curated record.